Gossypium arboreum is the source of this 1776-nucleotide messenger RNA. RefSeq names its product BRI1 kinase inhibitor 1-like. The transcript has a single exon. The record is from RefSeq and is a predicted model, not a curated record. Gene Ontology annotation, molecular function: kinase inhibitor activity. Lineage: Eukaryota; Viridiplantae; Streptophyta; Magnoliopsida; Malvales; Malvaceae. Bases 681 to 1628 code for a protein of 315 amino acids. Gene Ontology annotation, cellular component: plasma membrane.
AGAAAGAAAUCUUAAGAAACAUACUACUACCUUUUUUUUUUCUCCCCAAGCUUAACUUGCGUGCAAAAAGAGAGGAUAGGUUACUCCCGGUAAAAAUGAAAGGAUGAUAGUGUCUUGUUAUUAUAUUCAAAUCUCAAUUUUCUAAGAUUCCUCUUGGAAUGAAUGCACAUCUUUCUGUGUGUACUGUGUAGUCUCAAGAUGAUCCACUUUAAACAUUUUUUCUUUUUGCCCUCGCCAUUCUUAUUGGCAGAACAACUCACAUAUAGAGAAUAAAGUUUUUAAAUUUUUUUUUUUUACUUUGCCAUACCAUCUGCCUGUUGUGGGCAAAUUUGGAUGUUUGUGAUCUAAAUUUCUUUGUAUCAGUUGUUGAAUUUGACAAGGACCCACCAACCUUUUUUGAUUCAUAAUCUGCUAAUUGUAUCAUCUCAUCUCCAUAGUGCACCAAUGGCCACCGCACCACCACCCUUUCUAUCUAUUGAAGAAUAAUACAUAAAAAAGUAACCAAAAAUAUGUCCCAUUUAUACACCUCUCUCUCUCUCCCCUCCCCCCAUUGCCUCCAAAUCUCCUUAUCCCGCCCCCCUCUUUCUCACACACACACAAACAAACCAUCCCAAGGGAGAAAUAGUUCAUUUCAUUUCAGAUACUGAACCAGAUAUCGUGGAGGUAGCUUAAUUACAAUAAUGAAUGGUUACCAGCAGCAAAAAACCACGGAGCAAGUCGUAGACAGAAAGCAUGGAGAAGGCAAGUUAAAACAAGAACCAAAAGAAGGGUCAGCAGAUAAGCAAUCUCCUCCUGCUUCACCUCCUUCAGCAGCUUCCUCUCCUUCCCAUGAAUUCUCCUUCACUGUUGUCUCUCUCCACUCUUCGUCUAACAGUGUCCCUGGUAAAACCAAAACCCCACCUUCAAUGGCCAUCGAUUUGUCUCCUGCAGAUGACAUUUUCUUUCAUGGUCAUUUGCUCCCUCUCCACCUCCUUUCCCACCUCCCAGUCUCUCCACGUUGCUCUACAAAUUCAUUGGAUGGCUUCAACGGUCCCGUAACAGAUGAACCAAAACCUGAUAAACCCAACACCGGGUGCAAAAGCAAAAGCGACAGCAAUAUCAGAAGCAGCAACAAGAACCGUGGCAAAGUCGGGAAUCGUCCUCAAAGCUACAACAUCGAAGCCAACGGAAGGCCAAAGUCCAAGUCUUUCACGUUAUUCGGGUUACCAAGGUGGCACCACAAAGGGCGUGGCGUUAGAGAAACAGAAGAGAAAGAGAAGCACAAGACAAAGAUGAGAUUCGAUUUGAGACAUGUUUUGAAGAGGUACGUGAGGAUGGUUCGGCCAUUGUUGUUCUUCAGAGGAAGGAGAGAUAACUGGCAUCUCCAGAGGCAAUCUCACUCGUUUUCAGGCAAUUUAAGUUGGAAGAACAAAGAGAAAGAGUUGAGAUCAAGGAAAGGAAGAGGAGAGUAUUAUUCAGCUCCGGCUUCAAUGAGGACAUCGCCUACAAACAGUGGUCUUCUUGUUGCAACCACAGGUUUCCCUUCUUCAACCAGUGACAGCACCAUGGAAGAGUUGCAGGCUGCAAUUCAAGCUGCAAUUGCUCAUUGCAAGAAUUCCAUUCAAGGGGAAGACAAAUUUAAAUGCUAGGCAUAAUUUUGAUUUUCUUCUGUUCAUAUGUUUAUUCAACUUCUAUCAAUUUAUAUAUAUAGUUAUAUAUUAUCCUGUGUAUAAAAUGGUACAAUAUAAAGGAGUAUGAGAUGAUUGCUUUAAUGAAUUUCUCCAUCUUAAAAUGAAA